CUAUAUGUCUUCCUUUUCGCCCUGUCUUUAUCACCCAAAUAGUAUUCCUCUGGGAAUAUCCGGACUACAUUUUUGACUCUCAACUGUUUGCCCCCUUCACUUUCUUGAGAAAUUAGGGUUCUUGAGAUUUUUCUUUUUUUUUCUUACAUGAAUCAUCGCCAUUUCUUGCUGCCAUCGUCUUUGCAUGUCAUUUCAUGAUCUGGGUCAAUCGAUCCUCGCCCCAUUUUCGAAUUUUCAACCCGAUUUCUGAUCUGGGUCUUACUUAUUUUAUGCUUUUCAAGAACACACCCUUAAUUCUUUCGAGGGUUAUCGACUUUGGUUUUAGAUAAUUUUGCGAGUUUUUCUGUUUCGAAUGGUCUUCUGGAGGGCGUUUCUUUUUGUUUGAUUUUGUAAAUUCUCGAUGAAUUUAGAUCGAUUGUGGUGCAUAGAAACUGCUAAACUCUUGUAAUUUAUAGGGUUUUACAGUUGAAAUCUAGGGUUUUGGAAGCAAAAUGGGGAUGGGUUCUGAUUCUAUAAAAAAGAAGGUUUUGGAUGUGGAUAAAUUGAAGGUAAGCAAGAAGAAAGAAGACGAUGUUCAAGAAACAGGGUGUUGGAUUAAGUUCAGAUUCUUUGGGAGAUGCAUUUCUUCAAGGUCUAAAGUUGAGAGCUCCAUUAGUGGCAGCAGCACUCAAUAUGCUGAAAGUAAAUCUACAAAUGAUAGUAGUACAGACCAACCUGUUGCUCCGGUUGCUUCAUCUUCGACCACUAGCAAUGGUGAAAGUAUUACGUCCACUCCAAAUAUAACCGAAGAACUAAAAAUUGCUUCUCAGCUUCGGAAAUUUAACUUCAACGAACUUAAGUCAGCAACUCGGAAUUUUAGACCCGAGAGUCUCCUUGGUGAAGGUGGCUUUGGUUGCGUUUUUAAAGGAUGGAUCAACGAGAAUGGGACUGCACCUGUGAAGCCCGGCACGGGUCUAACCGUUGCGGUCAAGACUCUGAACCACGAUGGACUCCAGGGUCACAAAGAAUGGCUCGCUGAAGUUAACUUUCUUGGCGACCUCUUGCAUCCUAAUUUGGUUAAAUUGAUCGGCUUUUGCAUCGAGGAUGAUCAGAGGCUGCUUGUUUACGAGUUUAUGCCCCGUGGAAGCCUCGAAAAUCAUUUGUUCAGAAGGUCACUGCCUCUUCCAUGGGCUAUGAGGAUGAAAAUUGCGCUUGGUGCUGCAAAGGGUCUUGCUUUUCUUCAUGAGGAAGCCGAAAGACCUGUUAUUUAUCGAGAUUUCAAAACGUCAAAUAUUUUACUCGAUGCGGACUACAAUGCGAAACUUUCUGAUUUUGGACUUGCGAAAGACGGUCCGGAAGGCGAUAAGACCCAUGUGUCGACUCGUGUGAUGGGUACAUACGGCUAUGCCGCCCCUGAGUAUGUGAUGACAGGGCAUUUGACAUCAAAGAGUGACGUCUACAGUUUCGGGGUGGUCUUACUUGAGAUGAUAACCGGGCGGAGAUCGAUGGACAAGAAUCGGCCCAAUGGCGAGCAUAACCUCGUGGAAUGGGCUCGACCGUAUCUAGGUGAGAGAAGAAGGUUCUACCGGUUAAUAGAUCCCCGAUUAGAAGGUAGAUUCUCGGUAAGAGGUGCACAAAAGGCGGCUCAGUUAGCCACCCUUUGCCUUAGCCGUGACCCUAAGGCUCGACCGCUUAUGAGCGAGGUUUACGAAACCCUGAAACCGCUACCGAACCUCAAGGACAUGGCGUGUUCUUCGCCGUAUUUUCAGUCGAUGCAAUUGGAGCGGACCGGAAGCAACCCGAGUAGUAGAAACGGGUCGAAAGGGCAGUCUAUGAGGAGCCUUUCGAUUUCAAACUCCCCGUAUAACCAGAAUCAACCAUAUCGGUCUCCGAAACCGGUGCAGUAGCGGGAUCGGAGGUUGGAAUGGUGUGAAAUUGGUGAUUCGAGAUGACCUGAGAAAUCAACUGAUUGAUGAAUUGAUGAUGUUUUGUUUGUUUUAUUGAUGAAACCCUUGUUUUGUUUGCUUCUUUAGUGUUGAAAGCCUUCAUGGAUGUACUUCUUUCU
Molecule: messenger RNA, 2044 nt
Organism: Cynara cardunculus var. scolymus (artichoke)
Lineage: Eukaryota; Viridiplantae; Streptophyta; Magnoliopsida; Asterales; Asteraceae
Product: probable serine/threonine-protein kinase PIX7
Exons: 6
Coding region: 492-1886 (464 amino acids)
Biological process (GO): protein phosphorylation
Molecular function (GO): protein kinase activity; ATP binding
Source: RefSeq, a predicted model, not a curated record